AGCAGUGGUGUCCAUUGGUGAAUUGUGUAGGCAAGUCCAAAGUGUACCAAGUAUUUAAUCCAAAUUGGAUCGAGAUCACUCUUAUUACUCUCUCACUGUGGCUGACUGAACUUAGAAUCUUCAACACAGGGAAGAAGAUGAUGAUCCUCUCUCUUCUCUGGAUGUUCUGCUUAAUUUCUGGAGCUUUCAGUAUCGGGCAUCCAACCAAUGACUACUGGGGAGAGUAUGGGGCUUAUGGAGCCUGCAGCCGCACCUGUGGCACAGGAGUAGCUGUGAGAACCAGGAUCUGUAACACUAUGAGGACGGAUGGUGGGCACAAUUGUGUGGGGCCAUCCAAGUCCUAUAAACUCUGUAACACACAGGAAUGCACUGAUGGGUCUAGAGGUUUCCGCGAACAACAGUGUUCUCUGUUUGACCAAACGGAAUUCCAGGGGAAAAGUUACACCUGGCGGCCAUAUCAUGGAGGUUCGAACCCAUGUGAGCUUGUGUGUGUGCCCAGCGGUGAGAACUUCUACUACCGGCACCAAGCAGCCGUGGUGGAUGGCACACCAUGUUACGCAGGCCGCAGAGACGUCUGUGUGGAGGGUGUCUGCAGAGCGGUGAGCCGUGGAAAGAUUGUGGAUUUGGAGGAUCGCUCUUUUCCUGUCACUUCCAGACAUGGCCCUGAGAAAGUGAACCACAUAAUAGACACCUACAGGUACACAUAUGAACCGUAUUCAGAGUGCUCGGUUCACUGCGGUCAAGGCAUCCAAACCCGUACAGUCCAAUGCAUUAAUGAAAGAACAUCAAUUGUGGUCGAUGACUCCCACUGCAAUGCACAAGGCCUCAGGAGAUUGACUUCCCAGCAGGCAUGCAACCAGCGUCCCUGUGUCGAGUACAGUGUCGGCCCAUUUGGUGAAUGUUCGGUGACAUGCGGCAAGGGACAACAGACUCGAGAGGUCUUCUGCAUCGGGGACAGAGCUCGGCGCAUCCCUGAGCACCACUGCGGUAGCCUUACACGCCCACAUGACAUCACAUCCUGUCAGAGACCGGCGUGCCAACAAGUUUUCAGAUACUAUACCAAUGACUUCAGCCUGUGCACUCGUAGCUGUGGAACUGGUACUCGGGAACGCAGAGUUGUUUGCAUGGAUCUGGACCACAAUCAAUACGCAGAUGAAAGAUGUGCUUCUCUUAGAAAACCUCACAUUGUGGAGAACUGCAACACACAGAUAUGCCCCGGUGCACAGAUGGUGCCAAGUGUCCAGAACCCAAAUGGCUACGAGAGUUCCUUGCGGGGACUUGUGCCUCAAACCCAUGAUGCUCCCUCAGGUUACAGACCAAGUGAUUCGUACCCUGCAGUGAUUGGCCCAUAUUGUGCCCAGUCAUAUUUCGGCUGCUGCCCUGAUGGCCACACCGCUGCCUCUGGGCCUGUAGGAGAAGGCUGUGCUAAAAAAGACUGUCAUAGGACCAGAUAUGGCUGUUGUCUGGAUGGAGUUACUGCUGCCCAAGGUUUUAAAAGAGCAGGAUGUCCUGAGUUCAAUAGGCAGGAUUAUACUUCAGACCGUGUCCACUCCGCUAGUGUGUGCGGUUUGGCACGAGAUGUUGGGCCUUGUUAUAAUUGGACAUCUCGUUUCUUCUUUGAUCGUUCUUCUGACUCCUGCUCACAAUUCUGGUAUGGCGGUUGCCAUGGGAAUGGCAAUAACUUUGUCUCCAAGGAGGAAUGUGAGAGGACAUGCAAGGGUGCUGUCAGUGUUCAUGCCCCAAGGGAGCCAACAUCCAGGAAAGGGAUCAAACCGAUCAAAGUUUAUAAAAUAAGAUCACGUGCACAUAAGUUUUAAAAAAGAUGUAUCAUUAAAACACAGAAACAGUCAAGCAAUUGAAUUCACAUACAUAUGUGACCCUGGACAACAAAACUAGUUUUAUGGGUCAAUUCGAAAUUGAGAUUUUUACAUAAUCUGAAAGAUGAAUAAAGAAUGUUUUUUUUAUAAUUUAUGAAUAAUUAAUUUAUAUUGAUGUAUGAGUUGUAAGAGUAGGACAAUAUUUGGAUUAUAUACAACUGUUUAAAACUCAGGAAUCUGAGAGUAAAAAAAUAAAAAAAUAAUUAGAAAAUCGCCUUUUAAGUUGUGGCAGGCCAUCCACUCACAAAAAUUAAGAUUUUACAUAUUUAAGGCAGGAAAUUUAUAAAAUAUCUUCAUGGAACAUGAUCUUUACUUAAUAUCCUAAUGAUUUUUGGCAUAAAAGAAAAAUCGACCCAUUUUGACCCAUACCAUGUAGUUUUUUUCUUUUACUAAAAAUGUUCCUGUGCGACUUAAGACUGGUUUUGUGAUCCAGGGACACAUAAACAAAGCUGAUUACUACACAUACACAGUUAAAGGUGCACUCAGUA
Triplophysa dalaica is the source of this 2365-nucleotide messenger RNA. It is a transcript of the gene paplnb, whose product is annotated as papilin b, proteoglycan-like sulfated glycoprotein. Gene Ontology annotation, molecular function: metalloendopeptidase activity; serine-type endopeptidase inhibitor activity. Gene Ontology annotation, biological process: extracellular matrix organization. The record is from RefSeq and is a predicted model, not a curated record. The transcript is spliced from 14 exons. The coding region runs from base 138 to 1817 and encodes 559 amino acids. Gene Ontology annotation, cellular component: extracellular matrix. NCBI's taxonomy places the organism in Eukaryota, Metazoa, Chordata, Actinopteri, Cypriniformes, Nemacheilidae.